Ustilago hordei is the source of this 327-nucleotide messenger RNA. RefSeq lists its product as uncharacterized. The record is from RefSeq and is a predicted model, not a curated record. Bases 1 to 327 code for a protein of 108 amino acids. NCBI's taxonomy places the organism in Eukaryota, Fungi, Basidiomycota, Ustilaginomycetes, Ustilaginales, Ustilaginaceae. The transcript has a single exon.
AUGAACAAGGAAGCCGCAGGGACGAAGCAUGAAAGGGACCAGGAAGAAGAAGAAGAAGAAGAAGAAGAAGAAGUGAAGCAGCACGCUCGGGCCUCCACCAGCACUUUCGGAGACCGAGCUACCGGACACCACAGUUUUCGAAAGAACUUGGCACUCAGCAACGAUCAAUGUCCUGGUCCUCGCUCGCUCUAUUCGGAAACGGAUGGCUUCAAAGCACACGUUGACUUCAAAGCACACGUUGACUUCAAAGCACACGUUGACUUCAAAGCACACGCUGACUUCAAAGCACACGCUGACUUCAAAGCAUUCGCUAACUUUGCAUUGUGA